This is a messenger RNA of Cicer arietinum (chickpea), 893 nucleotides long. RefSeq names its product B3 domain-containing protein Os04g0386900-like. The record is from RefSeq and is a predicted model, not a curated record. Lineage: Eukaryota; Viridiplantae; Streptophyta; Magnoliopsida; Fabales; Fabaceae. Gene Ontology annotation, molecular function: DNA binding.
UAGUUGAAUUUUAUUAGUAAAAAAUAAUAGUUGAUUUUUAUUUUGCUUUACCGUUUUCCAAAAUAGAUUGCGAGUGGUACCCACAAGUUUCUCUCGUCUCUCUUGAUGUCGUCUUCCGAAUCAGGCCGUAGAGUGAGUAGCUGUCGAAUUGUGGUAGAAAAUCAAACCGCAUCACCGCCACCUUCUAUUCCUACGACAAAUAUGCAAAGGGUUGGAAUUAAGCCACUUUCAGGAAAGCCAUACUUCCAUGCAAUCAUUUUGAAAACACAUCUUAGUCCCCGCUUCACAUUGGGGCCGUCUAGCAAAAUAUGCUCAAAACUUCCUUCUGGUGCGGCGGUUCCUACUGUUCUAAACUAUCACGGUAAGAGCUGGGACAUGAUUUAUAAUGGACAAAAAAAAGCCAAGCAGUUUGAUACCUUUGGCUGGAGAAAAUUUGCUAAAGAUAAUUGUGUGAAGGUUGGAGACGCGUGCGUUUUUGAGCUCAUGGAAAGCAAAGAGAAAAUCAUAUUCGAAGUUCAAAUUCUUAGAGGUGACUUCCCAUGCGAGUUUCCUGGAAUUAAUGAGAGUGAAGAAGAGCCAAUUGUUUUAUCUGAAUUAAUCGGGACUGGUGAGAGUGAAGCGCCAUUUGUCAUCGACUAGUAUUCUAUUACAAAAUUUAACUUUCCUUUUUUCUAAUACUAGCUGAAGCUAACCUUUUGUGCUUGAAAACCACCUAUCUUUCUUGGAUGUUUCAAGGUUGCAAGAUACUUUUUUUUUUGUGAGUAGUGAAGAUAUGUGCAAUGCUCUGCGUCAACUUGGUAGCUAAAUGCCAGUAGAAUUUUAUCAAUGUCAGAGAAACAUAUUGUUUUAUAGUUAAUUUAGUGGUUAACUCUGAAUGCAAGUUUAUUUAUUUA